AUUCGCAUUUCGCUAUCUCACACGCUGUACGCUGAUGCCUGGUCUAUACCAUAGUCCGUCUACGCCUAAAUACAAACUGGUAUAUCACAUGUAAUUUCAGUAUUUUUAGUUUAUGCUGCUGUUAUCUAAACUCAAGACAACAGCAAUUUUGUUUUUAGAUAUCUACAAAAUGAAGCACAAAAUAUUGGAACUUUAUAGUGGUAUUGGAGGAAUGCACUGUGCAUGGAAGGAUUCAGGUUUAGAGGGUGAUAUAGUAGCUGCAAUAGAUAUUAACACAGUUGCAAAUGAGGUUUAUCGUGAAAACUUCCCUGAUACAUACCUAAUAACUAAAAACAUUCAAUCAUUAACAGUGUCAGAGAUAAACAAGCUUGAAGUUGAUACAAUUCUGAUGUCUCCACCAUGUCAACCAUUUACAAGGAAUGGCAAAUAUCUUGAUGAUAGUGAUCCAAGAACAAAUUCUUUCCUUUAUAUAAUUAGCAUUUUAAAAGAAUUAGUAAACAUUGAAAAUAUUUUAAUGGAAAAUGUUAAAGGCUUUGAAUGUUCCACAGUUAGAAAAUUAUUUAUCGAUAAAUUAAAAGAAUGCAACUUUGACUAUCAAGAGUUCCUUUUAUGUCCCAGUCAAAUUGGAGUGCCGAAUUCAAGACUACGGUACUACUGUUUAGCAAGAAGAAAGUCAUCCAAGUGGCACUAUAAAAGGAAAGAAGAAAUUAUAUCUGAACCACCAUUUGAAUCUACAUCACUAUUUCCUCUACGGGAUAUCUUAGAGAAAACUGUGCUUGAGGUGUAUUACUUGAAUGACAAAGUAUUGAAAUGGGGAAAAGUUUUGGAUAUAUGCUAUAAAGAUUCAAAGAGGUCUUGUUGUUUUACCAAGGCAUAUUCCCAUUAUGUGGAUGGAACUGGUUCAGUUUUUACUGAAAUGAGCCCAGAAUUUGUAAAAAAUUGUUACUCUGAAGCAAAUAAGUUUGACAUUGGAAGUGAUGAAUAUAUCGCAAAACUCAAGGAGCUAAAAUUAAGAUUCUUCACCCCAAAAGAGGUUUUGGCAAUAAUGAUGUUUCCUAAAGACUAUGUCAUACCUGAUGGCACUACUAUGAAACAAAGUUACAGAUUAAUAGGGAAUAGUGUUAAUGUUAAAGUAAUAACUGAACUAUUGAAAGUUUUAUUUAUAUAGCUAUAUGCUUUCAAAGCUGAUUAUUUAGUAAUUUUUUAUAUUUGACAUAUUUAUUAAUAAAAAUCAGUUGGAAAAAGUAGUGCUAAAUAAACAUGGACAACAGAAAAACAAAUAUUACGUCUCCUAAUACAGAAACCGCACUCUGAGGUCUCAUUUUGCCUCUCAUGCUUUAUGCUCAUGUGUCAGUUAAAAUAAAUGUAAUUAAAUUGUUCCAUUAGCAAGAA
Molecule: messenger RNA, 1392 nt
Organism: Pieris napi
Lineage: Eukaryota; Metazoa; Arthropoda; Insecta; Lepidoptera; Pieridae
Gene: Mt2
Product: tRNA (cytosine(38)-C(5))-methyltransferase
Exons: 3
Coding region: 113-1168 (351 amino acids)
Molecular function (GO): methyltransferase activity
Source: RefSeq, a predicted model, not a curated record